AUGAAAUCCCUCACGUCCCUCCUCCUCCUCGCCCUCCUCCAGCCUUUGGUGAAUCUGCUACCAGCAGUCCAGGCAGCGCCCUACUCCAUCGCUGAGAACAUCGUCGGUGAAGGGUUCUAUAGCGCAUUUGAUUGGCAGGCUAUUUCUGAUCCUACUCAUGGUCGAGUCCGCUACGUCGACCAAGGCACCUCCCUCAACCUCAACCUCACCUACGCCUCCGGCAACCGCUUCAUCCUCCGCACCGACUCGCGCAGCCUCCUCAGCCCCAGCGGGCCCGGCCGCAACUCGGUGCGCAUCCAGAGCAAGCGGGCGUACACCCGGCAUGUUGCUGUAACAUCAUUCUUCGUCGCGUUCCCUCUACCUCAUUCCACGCGCACCCGCUUUACUAUUUACCCCACGUUUCUCCACGCGCGGUGGUAUAUACAUAUGUAUAUACUGCCACCGGGUCGAAGUCCUUCUACUUCUCCUGCUUCUCCGUUGCCUUUCUCCUCCUCCGUUGUCGACGCUCGUGCGUACCCCGGAUUCGAUGUCCAUCAUAUGCCUCAAGGAUGCGGGACAUGGCCCGCAAUUUGGGAAACCGCAGUAUCCAACUGGCCAUACGGGGGUGAAGUGGACAUUGUUGAAGGCGUGAACGACCAAGCGCCCAAUGCGGCCACACUCCACACCGGUCCGGGAUGCUCGAUGCCAAGUUCGGGGAGGCCUAUGACUGGCACCGCCGGCCAACUGGACUGCAACGCCUUCAUCAACAGCAACGCCGGCUGCGGCGUCAAGUUCCCCUCUUCCAACAGCUACGGACCAGAGUUCAACCGUAACGGCGGAGGAUGGUACGCGAUGGAACGUACCGACGCUUUUAUCAAAGUCUGGUUCUGGCCUCGAAACAGCGGUUCCGUUCCUGAGGAUGUGAGGCAUGGGAGGGGCCAGAUUAACACUGAUUCUUGGGGCACACCAACAGCCUACUUCCCCAACACCCAAUGCGACAUCACCCGGCACUUUUCAGCCAACAACAUCAUCAUCAACAUCACGCUCUGCGGCGACUGGGCAGGCAACGUCUUCAGCCAGUCUGGGUGCCCUGGUACCUGUGUCGAUUAUGUGAACAACAACCCUGGAGCAUUCGAGAAAGCCUUCUUCGAUAUGGGGGCCGUCAGGAUUUACGUCUAAUUUAAAGCCUUUAAAUUAUCCUCCGGUAUGAUACUAGGACGCGAAGGAAGUUGUCUGUACGGAGUUCAACGGUCGGAGUGACGGAAAGUUCUCAACUCAAAAAAUCCUGAUGAUGAUACCCUGUAUUUGUACGGAAACUCAACGGAUGGUACAUACCAUACGCUCUCAAUCUCUCUUCUCUGUUCUGUCUGUACCUAGUAGAAUGUAUUUGUAGUAGUAGUCCAAGUCUCCUCUCAUUGAAUGUAUCAUUGCGUUAUCGAA
Coprinopsis cinerea okayama7#130 is the source of this 1419-nucleotide messenger RNA. Its product is annotated as glycosyl hydrolase family 16. The transcript has 9 exons. Gene Ontology annotation, molecular function: hydrolase activity, hydrolyzing O-glycosyl compounds. Lineage: Eukaryota; Fungi; Basidiomycota; Agaricomycetes; Agaricales; Psathyrellaceae. The coding region runs from base 1 to 1158 and encodes 385 amino acids. Gene Ontology annotation, biological process: glucan catabolic process. The record is from RefSeq and is a predicted model, not a curated record.